This is a messenger RNA of Magallana angulata, 3907 nucleotides long. RefSeq lists its product as uncharacterized. The record is from RefSeq and is a predicted model, not a curated record. The transcript has 12 exons. The coding region runs from base 191 to 1738 and encodes 515 amino acids. Lineage: Eukaryota; Metazoa; Mollusca; Bivalvia; Ostreida; Ostreidae.
CGUAAGCCAAACAGACAUGGAUGGAUGUGGGGCGAUGGUCCAGUGGAUACCUGUCCCUAGCAAAACAAUGACAGUGAUGGUCACUGGGAUAUGGGGCUUCAUGGAAGAUCAUUCCUUUCGACUUACUGAAAUUUGUUGUAUUCCUGUGUGACUGAGACAAUUGAAAUCUUGCAGAGCUGGGUGAAACAAUAUGGACUGCUUGAGGCUGGCAAGCCUCCGUUGCUUACUAAUUUUGAGCUGCGGAGAUGUUGAGAGAAACCCUGGACCUCCCCCAGAAACGUCUCCAAGAUCAGAAGUGUUGCGUCGAUUCAGACGUUGCAUACAGUCUGAACUUGUGAAGCAUAUAUACAUUGACAAUAAGCAUGACCUCCCAACACACCUGUACGAAAGAGAUCCACCAGGUUGGAACAAAUUUGAUAAAGAAACUAAGUUUGAAAAUAUAUGCAACAUAAAGACAGGCGGCAGUCAAACAUUUGAUAAGCUAGUUAAAUUAUUUAAGAAGGAUGUGAGACCUAUUCCCAGGGAUAUAUUGGAUGUGAUUGUUUGCUAUGAGAAGCUGAGAGAUUCAAAAAGGAAUCCCGAUGAGGCAAAGUGGAAGGUCGCCCUAGAAAACUAUGUUUCUCAAAAUAAGUCAAUCAAAAAUAAACAAGCAGUGAUUGACAAUCUUGACGAUAAUCUCUUCAUUGAAGUUUUAAAAAAGGCAGCAGAAAAGGCCAAGCAAGGCAUCAUAGGAUCAACAGAUGAUGGAGUUAACAACAUCAUUGUUGCUGUCGAACAAGUUUUAGAUGCAAUGGAACAUAAAACAAAUCAUACGGUGGAGAAAUCCAAAUCCGCAGGGAAAAAGAGGCAAGCAACUGAGACAGUUACUAAGAUACAGCAAGUAAAAAGGAAUAAAUGUUUCUCCUCUAAAGGAACUGGUGUAAAAGGAAAGAAGAAAUUAAAGGUUGAACCAGGCAGCUCUGCAAAAGAUUGUCCAGGAGAUCGAAGCAAUAUGGCCGUUCCCUGUGCACCAAUUUCUGAGCCACACUUUCCAGGAUGCUUAGCUGACGUAAUUGGACCAGAGAUGGCACAGUAUCAACCAGUUUCAAUGAAGCAAAUGAAAGGAAAAGGGAGAAAGAGAUUGUCACAGGGCCAAUAUAAAGAAACUGGUUUUAAAGGAGGGAAGAAAUUGAAGAGAACCUCAAACAAAGGAGCCAUAAAUAUAGCCACUCCUCAAGAAUGGGAAGUUCAGGCCCCCCAGCAAUCAGAAAGAUUCAUCAACAUUGUUGAACCAGGCAGCUCCAUUGAGGACUCUCAGGGUGACCAAAGCAAUAUGGCUGGGUUCUAUACCAAUUCAGCUGAGCUGAGAUCUCUUUUAGAAUGUUUCUCUGGCAGUGUACCAAAGACAGCACAUUACCAAGAUUCACCUCCAUCUCCUCCUUACUGUCAUGGUAUAGUUGAAGACAGUCGUAUCGAUAACAUUCAGGUUUCUGAGAAUCAUACAGUUUCAAGUUUCUUAAUGGACCAAGAGAAUCUCAGCUCUGCAGCUGAUAAAUUUGGAAUCAACUAUAACUGGGGAACCUUUUCUUCUGGCAUUCCCAGCUCAGAGCAUAUAUCUGCUUUUUCCAGUGUUAAUAAUGCUCUUCAUGGCCAUACGAUUCCUCAGGAUUUUAUACCAUCAACAGUGCAAGAAUUUGAUACAACUAUAUCUGAUUCAGGAGAACUUGCAGACAUUAUGAAGUUAUUGGAUGAUUUUUAGGGCCUAUUCCAAGAAACAGUUAGAUCCCUCUCACUAUCUGUGAUAGAACAUUGUGCAGUUAAAAUUGUGUACUAUAAGUUGUACCAAAGGUGCAAUUUUUAGCUGUUGACAAUGAUUUGAAUAGGUGCAUGAAUUUAUUUUGGAGGCAUGAAUUCCUAUUCAUCGAUGUGAAUUAUAGUGAGAUCUACAAAUGUACAUUUAGAUGUUAGUGAGAAUAUCUGUAACUCACAGGAGUAUAGGUUUUGUAUGUCUACAGAGAUUAACUAUGCAAAGUGGUUGUGAUGCCAAAUGCACGCAGAGAUUUGUUCUAUACAUAAACAUAUACAUGAUACACAUGUACAUGAAAUCUAAUUUUUGGACAUGCAGGUGUAAACCUAAUGUAUCUAUGAUAAAAUUCAUGCCUUCAUGAUUUUAUAUUCUUAAUACAAGUUGAUGCAAAAGGAUAAAAUGGUAAAAUAAGGAGUCUACAGUAUACAAUUACUGUAGUAGCUGUUGUUUUGUAUGCAAUACUCUUUACAAUUAUUGUGUUGUUUUUAGACAAUUUCAUAUGAUUUUUACGAUGUGUUGACUUAAUUAAGGAAAGGCUUUGAAACAAUUUUUAUUAAAUUUUAUGAACCAUAUUAGCCGGUGGAUAUAUUGUAGAACAAUAUGUGUCAUGCUGUAUACAAUGUUUUAUUCUUAUGUUCUUUCAUAUUUAAAAUAUGAUACUAGUUCACCAAAGAACCAAAAUAGCAUUGUCUAACUUUGUUUGAACCAUGCAAUGGUAGACCCUUCAAAGGGUAAGGAAUUGGACUUUAAUUACAUUAAGUCUUUCAUUACAUUGACAAAUUGUUUACAAAUUAUUCAUCUAUUUCAUCGAUAAAAUACCGGUUCUGUAUAAACAUAGCAAGAUUACCAUAAUAUGUUCUCAACAACUUGUACACUGUACAAAUUUUAGGAAUGUAAACAAAAAAUUGGACCAACAAAUUAGUUAUCCACUAAGGUCAGUAAACGAAAUAAACAUUAAUUUACCCAGGUACUUAUAUUUAAUAGCAAGUUUUUCUAAUAUUACCAGUAAACCAUUUUUACCACGUUAUUUUUUUGUUUAACAUAGUACUAACAAUGGGUGUGCAAAUCAUACACAGGUGCAUAAUAUACACGAGACUUGCCAUACAAUGUAUUUAUUCACUUUAUUAAAGUUUAUACAUGUAAUUAAUGUUGAGCAAUCUCAUGCAACAUAUAUUAAUUGAAGUGCAUUAAAGAGAAAAAUAACGGGUUGACGUCACCAUUGUCCUUAUCAAAACUCAUAUAGAUUUUGAACUGAUAUUCAAUAGUCAAAGAAAUUUUUUUAUUGAAGGGUUUUUGUCUUAACUGCGCAAGCAUUUUUAAGUUUUGGUUGUUUCUUCCAAGAUAUGUAUGAAUUUGAGAAAUAAACUUCAUAAAUUUUUAUAUGUGACAGUCUUAGCUUUUUUAUGAUCUCUAAAUUCUGUCUCACUGAGCAGCUCUUUGUGUAGCAGCUAAGGUACAGCAGCAGGAUUUUAUUACUGGUAUCAGAUCUUGUCAUUUAUCCACUUUGAACAAAUCAUUUCUACUCAAACAUUUUUAGACACCAUUUUAGUUCAUAAAAAAUUUUAAGACAUAUUAAAGAAAUAUUUUAUACUAUUUUAUAUGUGUUGAUAAUUUUUUUUAGGUACAUGUAUUUAAUUUAUUAUUAAAAGUAUAUCAAAUGUGAUAUACAAAUUAUUGGUUUUUGAACUGUUAUUGUUGGUUCAAUUGUUAAUGAGAAUGAAAAUAAAAUUGAAUUUUUACAGAAAAUGUUUGUUGUUUCUUUAAACAGUCAAUAUUAUACAAAUUUUGACUGGGGUUGAGGGCAACAUUGAUUAUAUUAGCCCCCGAGGGAUGAAAUAUUGCAGGAUGCGAAGCGAACUUCGUCCGUUGGGGGCUUAUUUAAUCAAUGUUGCCCGAAAACUCGGUCAAAAUUUGUUUUGUUAUAUGCAGGAACAAACCAAAAUUUAAGAAAGGAUUUGAGAUCGCUACUAUUUUUUCAGCUCAACAUAGAUCAAAUUCACGAAUUCAGUUUUACACAAACUUCAUUUCCAAAAUAUCGUCGGCAUCAAACUGUCGUAUCAACAAAUUAGGAAAUAGAGGGAAUAUCCUGUAGAUAUUAUUCCUAGCCAGUCAAUAUUAAAA